Messenger RNA from Ruditapes philippinarum (Manila clam), 1344 nucleotides. Its product is annotated as UPF0046 protein C25E10.12-like. Gene Ontology annotation, molecular function: hydrolase activity. Bases 89 to 1228 code for a protein of 379 amino acids. Lineage: Eukaryota; Metazoa; Mollusca; Bivalvia; Venerida; Veneridae. The record is from RefSeq and is a predicted model, not a curated record. The transcript is spliced from 6 exons.
UGAAAACAAUGUACAAUUCACUUAUUUGUGACUGUGUCAGCAAGGAAACACAUUAGUGACUUUAUUUUAAGAGUGGUAAAACACUGUGAUGUAUCGUUUUGGACUCUCAUUACUGAAUAAAAUGGAUUCACUUACAAAUUAUUUUUCACGUAUGUUUGGAGAGGACGAUGUGAAGGCAGAGGUUGGUCCUGAUAAAUUGAGUUCAAGUGAUGAUGCUGGUAAUCCUAAUGCAGCUUGGAGAAAAAGAGCAAAGCGGUGUCAAUGCCAAACUGUCAAACCUAUGGAUCCAAACACUCCAGUGAAGGAGGAUUGUGUUCGUUUUGUAUGUAUAUCUGACACUCAUACAAAAUUAGAGCAGUUCAAAAAUUUAGAAAUUCCAGAUGGCGAUGUAUUGAUACAUGCUGGUGACUUUACAAUGCAAGGAAUGCCAGACGAGGUUGAUGUUGUUAACAAAUAUUUAGGAACUUUAACACAUAAACAUAAAGUAAUAAUAGCUGGUAACCAUGACAUUACAUUUGACCUUGACCAUGUGAAGAAGAAUGGAUCAAGGAAAAUAUGGUCAUUAACAACUGGCAUGGAAUUGGAAUCACGUUUGGAACAUUUUGGAGUAAACACUGUGCAUGAAAUGUUGACGGACUGUAUCUAUUUAGAAGACUCUUCAGUCGAGAUAUACGGAAUUAAAAUAUACGGAAGCCCCUGGACAGCAGGGCGUGGCUUCUGGGGAUUUCAGCGUCAACGUGGCCCGGCUCUAAUGAAGAAAUGGAACCAGAUACCAGCUGACACAGAUAUUCUAGUAACACAUUCACUGCCAUGUGGUAUUGGAGACAAUGUCAAUGUUGGUGUGGCUUACAAACUGAAGAGAAUGGUAGGAGGUCCAGCAGCUAAUCACGUGGGUUGUGUAGAUUUACUUGACACUGUACAGAAACGUGUGAAACCAAAAUAUCACAUCUUUGGACAUAUACAUGAAGGGUAUGGUGUAACAACAGAUGGGACAACAACGUUCAUCAAUGCAUCCACAUGUACACACACAUAUGAUCCCUGUAACCCAGCUAUAGUGUUUGAUGUUCCUUUACCAGCUGGGUAUUCAAAGACACAAGAGGCCAAUAGUAUAAGAAAGGACAUUUGCAAUAACUUUGCUUCUUCUGAACACUAUGCACAUAGUGAUCCAGUGAUUCCAAAAAGUCAUGGGACAUUGAUGAAGAUAUUGAUGAUUCAAAUGAAGAUUUGAGCCUGUCUGACUCACUGAAAGUAGAUAGUGUGAUAGAAGAGGAAGAUUUAGACUGUGUUGAAUUUACUCAUACAAUAGGUGAAACAGAUAUAGAGAAUACAAAUUCUAUAGCAACA